Aureobasidium vineae is the source of this 1287-nucleotide messenger RNA. The record is from the annotation of a GenBank genome assembly. NCBI's taxonomy places the organism in Eukaryota, Fungi, Ascomycota, Dothideomycetes, Dothideales, Saccotheciaceae.
AUGAUUGCCAGUUAUGUUGGAGAGAACAAAGUCUUUGAGAAGAUGUAUCUUACUGGCGAGAUCGAGCUCGAACUCACACCACAAGGAACCCUCGCCGAGAGGUGCAGAGCAGGCGGUGCUGGCAUUCCUGCCUUCUUCACCCCAGCAGCCUUUGGAACCGUCGUCCAGACUGGAGAGCUCCCUACCGUACACAACAGCGACGGUUCUGUCGCUCGAUACUCGACACCCAGAGAUGUCAAGGUGUUUGACGGCAAGAGCUAUGUUAUGGAAGAGGCUAUCAAGGGCGACUACGCUUUCAUAAAGGCAUGGAAGGCAGACAAACUCGGCAAUCUCAUGUUCAGAUUUGCAGCACAGAACUUCAAUGGCGCCAUGGCCCGCAAUGCAAAGGUCACCAUUGUCGAGGCCGAGCACAUUGUUGAGGUUGGCGAGAUCGAUCCGGCAGCAGUACAUGUACCCGGAAUCUACGUCGAUCGUGUAAUUCAGAGCACGGAACCCAAGAACAUCGAGAAGGUGGUCAACGCCAAAGACCCGGCCGAAGCCCUCAAUGCUCUUGGAAGUGGUGAUGCCGCAAGCAAGCGCGAACGCAUCGUCCGACGAGCAGCCAAGGAGUUCAAGAAUGGAAUGUACGCCAACUUGGGCAUCGGUAUGCCAAUGAUGGCGCCCGCCUUCGUCGACGACAGCGUCGAGGUUCAGCUUCAAUCCGAGAACGGUAUCCUAGGCCUGGGCGCCUAUCCUCAGAAGGGUCAGGAAGAUCCCGAUCUCAUCAACGCUGGCAAAGAAACUGUUACGUUGAGACCUGGUGCAUCAGUAUUUGGCUCUGACGAGUCGUUCGCCAUGAUCCGCGCUGGCAGAAUACACAUGACCAUGCUUGGAGCUAUGCAAGUUUCGGCAAGAGGAGAUUUAGCUAAUUUCGCGAUGCCUGGANAAGGUAAGGACUCAACGUACAACCCUUUACACAAGAACGAGAACAUGCUAACCAUACCACAGAUCAAGGGAAUGGGGGGAGCCAUGGAUUUAGUAUCGAAUCCCGAGAAGACAAGAGUGGUUGUAACAAUGGAGCACACCGACAAGAAGGGCGGGCCCAAGAUCAUGAAGAUGUGCGAGUUCCCCUUGACCGGCAAGGCUUGUGUUUCGAGGAUUAUCACCGAGUUGGCUGUCUUUGAUGUUGACUUCACGACGGGAUUGACAUUGAUCGAGCAUGCCGAAGGAGUCACGGUUGAGGAGAUCAGAUCGAAGACGGAGGCGCCGUUUAAGGUAUCCGACUCGUUACAGGUCAUGCAGCAGUGA